AUGCCAAACAUAACGAUACUAUCUGGAGGAACAGCCACCAACGAAUUAACUCCAAUAUUUACAAAUUUAUCAAAUAGUAAUUCCACAUCAUACAUAAUUCCAAUAUCAGAUAAUGGAGGAUCAACAGCAGAAAUUAUAAGAGUAAUUGGAGGACCAGCCAUCGGAGAUAUUAGAUCACGGUUAACAAGAUUAAUACCAUUACAUCAAGAACAUAUUAAAGAAUUGUUAAGCUUUAGACUAUCACUGGACCCCAUAAUCGCAAAGCAACAAUGGAAUUCUAUAGUUGAAGGAACUUCUGAAUUAUGGAAUAAAAUAAAUUCAAGUACUAAAGAAAUUUUUAGAAGUUUUUUUGUUCAUUUACAUGUUGAAUUAUUAAAAAGAUCAAGAAUUAAUUUAUCUACUAAAAGACAAUUUCGAUAUGAAUUAGCAAAUGUAGGGAAUUUAUUUUUAACUGGUGCAAGAUUAUUCAUUGGCUCCUUAGAUUCAGCUAUAGAAUUAUUUUGUAAAUUAACUGAUAUAAAUUCAAAUAUUCAAGUAUUACCAUGUAUAAACACAAAUUUCACAUAUCAUAUAAGUGCAUUACUACAAAACGGAUUGAUUAUUACCGGUCAAUCACAAAUAUCACAUCCUUCAGAAAGUCCAAUUGAUAAUCAUCCUCCACCUAUUGAUAAAACUCGUCCACCUACUCCCAAUGAUGAUCUUUCAAGAACUAAUUAUUUUAUGGAUUCAGAUGUAAAUAAUAUUAUUAUUAAUGAAGUUGAAAUGAGUAAAUUACAUAAUAGUCAAAGUUCAGAAUCUUUAUCGAGUACUCCCAUCUCAGAUGAUUCAGAUGAAGAAGAAUCAAGUAAUGCUCCACAAUACAUUCAUCCAGAAUUGAAAAAAUCUCAACUACAUUUUAAUAAAUCAGAAAAUAUAGAACCUUUAUUAUCACCAAUUAAAAGAAUAUUUUAUAUAUCACCUUACGGAGAAGAAAUAUGUCCCACUGCUAACUCAAGAGUAAUUUCAACAAUCACAAAUACAGAUACAUUAAUAUAUUCAAUUGGUUCAUUGAUGACUAGUAUAGUUCCAAUUUUAGUAUUAAGAGGAAUAGGAAAAGCAAUAACAACAAGUUUAAAAUGUAAAAAUAAAUUACUUUUAUUAAAUGGAUGUUUAGAUCGAGAAACAUUUGGAAUGACUGCAUAUGAUUUUAUAAAAGUUAUAAUUGAAUCUACUGAAUAUUCUUUAAAAAAUCAACAUGAUAAUCAUGAUCAUAAGGAAUUAAAAUGGGAUAAAGUUAUUACUCAUUUAAUUUACAUGAAAGAUCCAAAAAUUGAAAUUGAUUUUGAACUUCUUGAAGCACAAGGUAUUAAAUGUAUUGAAAUUAAAAGAGCUGAAUUGGGUGAUUGUUUCGACUUGCAAGAUUUGGAGAAACAAUUAAGCAAAAUCAUAUAA
Lodderomyces pseudojiufengensis is the source of this 1431-nucleotide messenger RNA. RefSeq lists its product as uncharacterized. The record is from RefSeq and is a predicted model, not a curated record. Lineage: Eukaryota; Fungi; Ascomycota; Pichiomycetes; Serinales; Debaryomycetaceae. Bases 1 to 1431 code for a protein of 476 amino acids. Gene Ontology annotation, molecular function: LPPG:FO 2-phospho-L-lactate transferase activity. The transcript has a single exon.